AAAAAUAAAUAAUUCAGACUGAAGCAGACAACAACACUCAAAGUACAGGUGGGACGAUUACGCGCUGAGUAUUGCACUAAAAUACUAUAUGUAACAACACUGCUCGAAAAUUUGAGGCAGCGACAUUAUAAAACUGUUCUUCUCGUAAGAGCUGUAUUUCCAACAAAAAGCGACAGUGACAUUAUAAUUUAUGAAGCUCCACUCGAAACAGUGAGACAGCGAUAAAACAUAACAAAUCUACUCGAAACAGUGAGUCAGUGACAUUAUAGAACAGUUCUACUCGUAACAGCUGUACUCCAAACACAAUGCGACAGUGGCAUUAAAUGACAGCUCCACUCGAAAUAGCGAGGCAGCGAUAUUAUAUAACACAUCUACCUAAACGGACAGUGGCAUAAUAUAACAGCAGUACUGGAAUCACAGUGUAAAAACAGUUUUACGUGAAACACAGACGGGCUCUGGUGUAAAAAGCAACAUUUCUUGAAGCAUCUAAAUUAGGCUAGUUCGUCAAAAAAAACAGCUUAACAUAACAUUGGACAUGAUUUCGGAACAUUAUGUGCUUUCGUUCUUGAUAUUGACCGUAAAUAUAGUAGAUAUACAUACGGGAGCUAUUUGUUUAGAUAUUUGUGUAUUGAUACCUGACCCGUGCGACGGAAAAACUUGUGAGCCGAAAGAAACCUGUUCUUUGGAAUGGAAUUGCAUUUGCAGUGCAACUUCAACGUCACCGGACUGUGUUAAUGUAACGACAACAACACAGUAUGUUACAGAAAAAAAUAAGCCCAGUCCCUGUCCGUGUAUUCAUGGGCACUGCACAACGCAAUUUGGCAGAGUUUGUAAGUGCGACAACGGCUGGACUGGUUCUCAUUGUGAGCUUAAAGAUUCAAGCAUUCACACGUCAUACAAUGUAUGCGAUAGCACUUAUAAACAGCGACCACGUUCUGAGAGGGAGUGCUACAACUGGAAAUGCAUACAUGGUAUCUGCAUAGUUAAAGGGUCACAAGUGUUUUGCGAAUGUGAUCCCGGCGCAACAGGUCAAAUUUGCCAAAACAAAUGUUGCAGACAAUGUGUUUUCGGAGAAUGUUUUUAUGUAAAAGAAGAAGAAAGAGAGAUAUGUGUCUGUCAUGCUGAUAAUUCUGGAACGUAUUGUGAAAAUAAGGAUCUCCCAACAAUAAAUAAACCUAUAGAUGAUGACGUCAAGUGGCACUUUUGGGUCGCUGGUACAUGCGCAGUUCUCCUGCUGAUUCUUAUUACGUUAAUGAUUGUGGUUCCGUGUAUAAUAUGGCGCAAUCUAGCUACUCUUGUAACGAAAGCUCUGCACUCGAUACAAAGAUGAUAGUAAUGCUGUAACUUCGGAAUACAUGUCUUAUUUACUUCACCUACGGGCUUUUAAAGUGAAGUACAAACGCAGUUGUGAAAAAAGCUGGAUUUAUAAACCACUAACUUUUAUCUUAUGUAUUCCAAGAACAAAAUAUGUAAUUAUAGAUAAUAAAUUUUAUGGAAUGAUA
Molecule: messenger RNA, 1502 nt
Organism: Mercenaria mercenaria
Lineage: Eukaryota; Metazoa; Mollusca; Bivalvia; Venerida; Veneridae
Product: neurogenic locus notch homolog protein 1-like
Exons: 2
Coding region: 536-1330 (264 amino acids)
Biological process (GO): epidermal growth factor receptor signaling pathway; positive regulation of cell population proliferation; positive regulation of mitotic nuclear division
Source: RefSeq, a predicted model, not a curated record